AUGACCUCUCCGCGCUUUCGAGCGCGCCCGAUUCUCAAACGAGACUCGUGCCCAGCCCCUCUAGUGGACGUCGACGAGCUCCCCUUCACGACGUGCGACUACAUACUCUCGCCUCACGUCCACUUCCCGCCCACACCCCACAUGACGUCGCUGCGCUUCACUCACUCGCCUAACACCUACGACCGCGCACCGAUCCUCGUCUCUCCCAAUGGCUGCCUCCUGCCGAAGCGCGGAGAGCGAACAUUUUAUUCGCCUCCAGCGGACUUCGACAGCGAACGACGGGGCCGUUCGCGCAGCCGGAGCUCCAGUCGUACGCGCGACGACGAUUCACCGGGGGACGUGAUGGGAAGCUACUUCCACCCGCGCGCAUUCGAAGCCUGCUCCCCGGAACCGCUCGAGGUUCCCACCACAACGUCCGACAACGCUUCCCUACCCAUCCUUGUUCCGGACUUAUCUCCUUCGGAUGAGUCCGAUGACCUCGUCGAGACGCCUCCGGAUCCCAGCGCGAUGGCCGCUGCUUCCAUCGCCAUCCACGCGAAGCCUGCGUUCUCUGCGCCUCCACUUGCGGGCAAGUGCGACGUGCCUACCAACGCUGGGCAUCGCCCACCCCCGCGUUCGCUGAGGCGGCGGAAGGAGAAACCGGAUGGAGUCAGGCCGCAUCUGAAGAGGAACGUGACGUUCGCGCCGGACUUGGAUGAGGGAUGCUUGGGAGGUUUCUGA
Messenger RNA from Fomitopsis serialis, 720 nucleotides. RefSeq lists its product as uncharacterized. The record is from RefSeq and is a predicted model, not a curated record. The transcript has a single exon. NCBI's taxonomy places the organism in Eukaryota, Fungi, Basidiomycota, Agaricomycetes, Polyporales, Fomitopsidaceae. Bases 1 to 720 code for a protein of 239 amino acids.